Pseudovirgaria hyperparasitica is the source of this 1176-nucleotide messenger RNA. Its product is annotated as terpenoid synthase. NCBI's taxonomy places the organism in Eukaryota, Fungi, Ascomycota, Dothideomycetes, Acrospermales, Acrospermaceae. Bases 1 to 1176 code for a protein of 391 amino acids. The transcript has 2 exons. The record is from RefSeq and is a predicted model, not a curated record.
AUGACUGACAAUAGAAUUAUCGUGCAGGUCCCAGACCUAUUUCGCGGCUUUCUCAAAGAGGAACCUCAGCUCAACGCCUUCUAUGGGUCUAUCAGACCUGAGGCCGAAGAAGAGCUGUGCAGGAGGUGCGACCUGGACUCUGAUACACAAAGGAAGAUUGAGAAGUGCAACUUCGCAUUUUUCGCUGCAGCGAUGGUGCCAAGAGCGGAUCGGAAGCGAUACAAGCUCAUCUGCGAAUGGGGAAACUGGAUCUUCCCAUUUGACGACCUUUUCGAUGACGGGCCACUGCGUGAUGACCCAAAGCGCGCUCGGGAAAGCAUGAAUCGACUAUUAUCCAGCUUACGGAAGCCUCCGAACAGUGUAGUAGAGACAGAUUCGACGUGGUCUGCGCUCAUUUCCUUCCACGAUCAUAUAUACUCAGCUAUCAGAAUGGAUUCGACGGAUAUCGUGUCCAGGCGAUACGCAGAUGCAAUGACCGACUACUGUAUGGGAACACUCGAUCAAGUCGGCCAAUACGGAACCCUGCCUACAAUAGAUGAGAUGCUUGCCAUGAGACGUCGUUCCGUUUGCGUAAGGACUUUGUACGUACUGAUCGAGUAUGCUCAUGAAAUUCGAGUUCCAGAGAACCUUCACGAUAAUGCUCAUCUUUUAAACAUCGAGACAAUUGGCGUCGAUCUGAUAUUAAUGCACAAUGACAUACUUUCAUACCGAAAAGAGGAGUCAGAAAGUGUUCCUCACAAUCUUCUCGCAGUGUGUCGAAUGCACGGGAUGACAAUGCAACAAGCUGUUGACUGCCUCGAGCAUCAUAUAAGCGAAAGACACCAGCGACUGGAUCACACUAUUCAGAAUUUGCCUAGCUGGGGAGAGGAUAUCGACAAUGAGGUGGCUAAGUUUGUUCAGGCUGUGCAGAACACUAUCAAGGCAAAUUUGUAUUGGAGCUUCAAAAGCGGUCGCUUCUUAAGUGAAGAGAAGAGGAUUCGACUGAAAGAGUCAGGAGAGCUCGACGUGCUUGCACUUCCACGAUUUUUGAGACUCGCACAUACCGAGCACCAUAAAAAUGAAGGAGAUGGCCGCGAGGAGCUAGCACAGGGACUUAUCGAUAUAGACGCUCUAAAAAGAAUCCUGGCUUCAGUAUACCGGGCUGUACGUACCGUCAUGGGCGUCGGUUGGCAUUGA